GGUUCCAGGCUCUUGCGUCGCGCGGUCAACCUCCCUGCUUUCGAAUCCGUUUUCUUUCCGGACAGUCAUGGCCAGAUUCUCUCUCGCCUUCGGGAUGCUCGUGGUGGCACUGAUGGCGUCUGCCGAGGCCAGGAGCCCCGUCCCCCCCGGCUAUCAGUGUGGCUUCGUCAUCUGCCCCGCCAUAUACGCCCCUGUCUGCGGCAGCGACUGGAAGACGUACUCCAAUCAGUGCAACCUAGAGGCGGCCAAGUGCAGGAACCCGCGCCUGAGACUCGUGAGGCCGGGAAAGUGCUAGGACCACCGGAACAGAAGCUUCGUUCACGUUGAUUCCUCCUCCAGUCUUCUCUGACACCCCCCCCUCCUUCCCCCCCCCCCCCCCCCUUCCACCUACCUCCAGCUGGACGUCAACGUUGCUACGGCCUUCAGUGAUCACUACGCCAUCGA
This is a messenger RNA of Penaeus indicus, 444 nucleotides long. Its product is annotated as turripeptide Lol9.1-like. Lineage: Eukaryota; Metazoa; Arthropoda; Malacostraca; Decapoda; Penaeidae. Gene Ontology annotation, molecular function: protein binding. The coding region runs from base 68 to 295 and encodes 75 amino acids. The record is from RefSeq and is a predicted model, not a curated record. The transcript is spliced from 3 exons.